This is a messenger RNA of Oncorhynchus tshawytscha (Chinook salmon), 3188 nucleotides long. Its product is annotated as Kv channel-interacting protein 1. Gene Ontology annotation, cellular component: voltage-gated potassium channel complex. The record is from RefSeq and is a predicted model, not a curated record. Gene Ontology annotation, biological process: regulation of potassium ion transmembrane transport. Lineage: Eukaryota; Metazoa; Chordata; Actinopteri; Salmoniformes; Salmonidae. The transcript has 9 exons. The coding region runs from base 1579 to 2262 and encodes 227 amino acids. Gene Ontology annotation, molecular function: potassium channel regulator activity; transmembrane transporter binding; calcium ion binding.
UAGCGGUGUGCUUAAGGUUAAGGCUUAAAAAAAAUCUGAUUUUGUGGCUGUGCCAGGUAGUGACACUCUGCAGAGCUACCUCCAGAACAAGAUUGAUGACAAGAAAUGCUAACCUGCUCCCUCCCUCCUCAAAGGCGGCCGCAUGCUUCCAGGUACAGUUUGUGCAUAUACUAUGACUUCAUUUUGCGAUGUUUUUGUUCGUUUUGGAGUUCGGUUAGGGUUCGUCGGCUGUUCGGGCACACAACAUUUUUUCUCAAGGUCCAGCCGAUUUUUGGAAGCCGAAGUCUACACCCCUUCUGUAAUAUUCAUAUAUGUAAACAUACUGAAUUGUAAUUGGAUGCAUUUUUACCGCCAUAUCAUACUGUGCUAUGGUUGGUUAAGACCACCCUAAUGGUUAGGUCAUCGUCAGUUUGAUCCUGGUUGGCGAUACGUGGACAUGCCAGUUAUAGCUAGCUAAUAAAGAGCUCCGUUAAGAAAUAUCCUGUAGUACUGCAUUUUAUCAUUUUGUACAAAGUGUGCACCAUCGUCCUUGAUUGGUCAACUGUAGGGUUGACACGAGUUUCUGCUUUUUGUUGAUUUAGUCCGAAACUCUGUGGAUUCGACAUGACAAACGACAACAUUGAGCAUCUAUUGACUGAGGAGGUAAAGAAGUACCUUCUCCACUGCAUUAUAUAAAGACUAGCAUGUAAAUGGCAAUUCAUGGAGGGAGAUUGCGGAGACACUGGGGUCCGACCCAACCGCUUGUUCAAAAAAUUGGGGAAGAGUUUGUGACAAGUUCGACAAUGCAAAGAAAAGAAACAAGGGCCGCAGUGGAGAUUCCGGUGGAAAGGCUACUCCAGAAAUGUUGCUGCUGGCUUGUUUGGCACGUGGAGCAUGGGAAGACUGAAAGCAACAUGCCAUCUUCACCAAAGGAUGGGUGAAUGGAGACAGCACCUGGUUUGUUCUCUGCGCCCCAGCAUUGCCUUUUCACUGGCCCCAAGCACUACCUCUGCCAUCAGUGCUGUCUGGUGAUCAGCCCCCAGUCCAUAUCCUGCACAGAUUUGCAGUGCAGAAUUAGAAACAGUCUCCAUGCAGGACCUGGGAAGCUCUAUCCUGAGCCCACCUCAAAGACGUACUUCACUGGCUUGCUCCUCACCGAUGCCACACAGCAUCAGCAGUGGUAGCAGGGGUGUGAGAAGAAGGGAGAAAAGAGCUGCAGACACAGUCCUUGACACAUCACUCGCAAAGGCAUUGGAAAUGAUUGAAGACAUGCAGUGCGAUCGGAAAGUAUUCAGACCCCUUGACUUUUUUGACAUUUUGUUACGAUACAGUCUUAUUGUAAAAUUGAUUAAAACCUUUUCUCCCUCAUCCAUCUACACACAAUACCCCAUAAUGACAAAGCAAAAACUUUUCUGUUUUUUAUUUUUCAUGAUUUUGCAAAAUAGAAAAAUAAAUCAAAACAACCAUCCCACUCCUUCAGUCACAUUCAAAUCACAUCCCUACACAGACUCAGGUGCCUGUUAGGAUGGAACAUUUAGGCCAUUUGGGCCUCACAGGUGCCUGUGAGGACAGAAUAGGCAGCCAACACGUGCUCAGCAUAUGUGGGAACUCCUUCAAGACUGUUGGAAAAGCAUUCCAGGUGAAGCUGGUUGUGAGAAUGCCAAGAGUGUGCAAAGCUGUCAUCAAGGCAAAGACAAGAUUGAUGAUGAGUUGGAGAUGACCAUGGUGUGUCACAGGCCUGAGGGUCUGGAGCAGUUGGAGGCCCAGACCAACUUCACCAAGAGAGAGCUACAGAUCCUCUACCGCGGCUUCAAGAAUGAGUGUCCGAGUGGAGUGGUGAAUGAAGAAACAUUUAAACACAUCUACGCCCAGUUCUUCCCCCAUGGAGAUGCCAGCACUUACGCUCAUUAUCUCUUCAAUGCAUUUGACACAACAAACAAUGGAUCCAUUAAGUUUGAGGAGUUUGUAAUGGGACUGUCUACACUGCUGCGGGGCACUAUGAGAGAGAAGCUGGAGUGGACUUUUCAUCUUUACGACAUCAACAACGAUGGAUACAUUAACAGAGAGGAGAUGACUGAGAUUGUGAGGGCCAUUUACGACAUGAUGGGGAAAUAUACCUACCCUGCACUCAAGGGAGAUGUCCCUAAACAGCAUGUGGAUGCUUUUUUCCAGAAAAUGGAUAAAAACAAAGCUGGAGUUGUGACUUUAGAGGAGUUCAUUGUCGCAUGCCAGGAGGAUGAAAUGAUGAUGAGAUCCAUGCAGCUCUUCGAAAAUGUGAUGUAAAAAAGGAGCCGAUGGAAGGAAGGAGAGAAUUAGAUAAUGAGAGAGAUUGUGUGUGUGUUUCAGUGCAUUCGUGUGAGUUCAUGUGCGCAUGUGCGUGUGUCCACACAUGUUUGUUUAUCCGUGCGUGUCUGUCAGAGUGGAUGAAUGUGGAUGUAUAUCUAUCUCUCUCAUCCUCUCAUCUAACUUGUCAGCAUUCAUAUGUUUGCCAAAUAAUGUCUCUGCCUGGCUACCUGCCUGGGUAUGGAUCAGAUGAAGCCAGAACUGCUGAGAGAACCCUGGACUUGCUAGUCAUAUUGCUGAGCCUGGGAGUAUGCAAACGAAUUACCUGGAAAAUGCUUUCUGCCUUUUUAUGUGACAUAAAGGUUUGUAAAUCAGAUGAUCAUACAAUAUAGACUGCAGUGUGACAAGGCUGAGAAAACUCAAACCCAUACGCUGCUCCCCGAUUAGGCCUAUGUGGAAACUCCUGAAAGACUCCUGACCCCUACCUGUCAAACACUGAAACUACGCCAGGAUACUUUGGGUUCUUUUGACUGUUCUUUUUGCCAAAAUAGAUGCAUGCUUGAGCCAGAGGGAUUCCUCCCUCCCUACCAUAGAAAUAGAAUCAUGAUUCUACGUCUAUGCGCCCUACAAACCAUUAGUUUGUCCAGGACUUGGACCUUCAAACUCAUUCAUUCAGUGAUUGAUUUAUCGAUAGCUAUGAUCUACAUAUCUGCUUAUUUAUUAAUGUGUUUAUGCUCGAAAAAUAUGAGGUUGUCCUAAUGUAUUAUUUGUUUGUUUUAAUUGUUGUUUCUGUUUCACUGUUGUCGUGGUGACCUCUGUACCUCUGUUGGCUUGGCUGUCGCACUCCUGUUUAUCCUUGUAAUUGUGUCUGUCCCUGACUGAUGCCUGUUCUACUGUAUGCUUAUAAAUACACCUAAUAGACUUGG